CUAAGCGACAGCAGUAAUUGUGACGCGUUACAUACUGGCUACUAUAAGCUCGAACGCGACUCAUCGUAAUCGAAAUACACAGACAGCCGUAUUGGCCGAGGUAUCAGCUCGACAAUGGCACCCCCGACGAUCCUCGCCCAUAAAUCCGCCUUCCUCACCGCGCAGACCCUCCAGCUCUCACAGAACCCCUCGCCGUCCCGCGCCUGGCGCGACGCCAACGACGCCGCCGGGCAGCAGCAGGGCCUCCCGCAGCGCGUGGUCGACGAGGCCUUGAACCGGCUCAACAACAGGCUGCAGCAGCACGUGAGGAGGGUGUACCCACCCCCGGCGACCCGCCAGGUCGCAGAGCAGAUCGACGCGCUGUUCCUCAACGCAGGCGGCGACCGUGAGGCAGGGGCCCGGGAUGACAGGGACGGCUUGGGAGGGCUAUGGGAGGGUGUGGACCUAACCACCGACGAAGCGAUAUCCUCGCUGCCCCAAACCUGGGAGGCCCAGCGGCCCGGAGAAGCGGAGGCGCAGCCGACGGAGGCAAGGACAUACGACGAGCUGCAGGCCUCCCUAGCGGCCCUGUGCGCGCGGCGAGCCGAGACCAGAGCCCGAGUCGAGCGGCUACGACGGAUGCGAACGCUGCUGCGGCCGUUCGAGGAGGAGGACGUGCAGGAGAACCUGGUGACACGGAACGGCGAGGUCGAGAAGGAACUGGAGCGCAUGCGGUUCCUGCUCGUGAGGGUUGCCGGGAGGGUGGGACAGCUUCCCGAUGCCGGCGAUGUCGGCGAGGACGAGGUCCUGGGCGACUUGGACGAGCUGGAACAUGGCAAGGUGCAAAGCUUAUUGGAUGGCUUCUGAGACGAUGGGCUCCUUCCGAUCAACUGGCGUUUGGGUUAUCGGUUUAGCUUUUCCUAGUGAUACCCUUUUGAUUUAUAUCAUAUGUUUCUCGGUUUGUCAAGGAAUCUAAAAGUUGUCUGCAACGACCAGAAACAUAGAUUGUUCAGGUCUUUUGCGUUCUACUAGGCGAGACAUGAGAUGACAAUAUACUCGUUGCGAACAAGUGUGUGUCAAGCCUCGAGCGGCAUGUUGACAGUUCCAUAAGCACUGGACGGACGUCGAGGCUCCGCUGAUGGAACAGGUCAAUACAAGAUGAUGUUGACCACGCAGUAACACAGGAUGGACAGCACGGCGUUAAAAUAAAUAAAAAGAUUAAUAGAUAUCGAAAUAU
This is a messenger RNA of Truncatella angustata, 1216 nucleotides long. Its product is annotated as kinetochore Sim4 complex subunit Fta4. The record is from RefSeq and is a predicted model, not a curated record. The transcript is spliced from 2 exons. The coding region runs from base 115 to 846 and encodes 243 amino acids. Lineage: Eukaryota; Fungi; Ascomycota; Sordariomycetes; Amphisphaeriales; Sporocadaceae. Gene Ontology annotation, cellular component: Mis6-Sim4 complex.